AGCCUGUCUCUGUGCGUGUGUUUGGGAUGAAGCACCUGUGGGACAUUCACUUCCUCCUGCUCAUCCUCCUCUACCUGUUAGGAGCCGUCACAUCACAGGUCAACCCAGAUGGUCUUGUGUCAUACAACGCUCCAGUGGGAGAACAGAUGAACUUGCCUGCUUACCCUGUUUAUUUAAAUGACUCUGUCUAUGAUGGAGCUGUCAUCCACAGUAUGACAGAGGGUUUGGGCCAGCUGACUGAUGGAGUGUGUGGUCUGGAUGAUUUUACACAUAGUCACGUCUACAAUGUGUGGCCCGGGUAUGACUACGUAGGUUGGAACAAUGAGAGCUUCCCCAGUGGAUAUGUUGAAAUCAUGUUUGAGUUUGACCGCACACGAAACUUCACCACCAUGAAGAUCCACUGCAACAACAUGUUCUCACGGCACGUCAAGGUGUUCCGCCAGGUGGUGUGUUACUUCCGCUCCGAAGCAGACUGGGAGGCCUCGCUGCUCUCCUUCAGCCCUGUGGUGGACGAGAAGAACCUCAGCGCCCGAUUCGUCACCGUCAACCUGCUCAAUCACAUGGCCAACGCCAUCAAGUGCCAGUUCUACUUUGCUGAUGCCUGGAUGUUGUUCAGCGAGAUCACCUUCCAGUCAGAUACAGCCAUGUACAACACAACACUGGCUCCACCCAAGAAGGGACUACUGCCUAACACACAACCAGAGGACGACCCCACCCACAAAGUAGAUGACAGCAACACCCGGAUUCUGAUUGGCUGUUUAGUGGCCAUCAUCUUCAUCCUUGUGGCCAUCAUUGUCAUCAUCCUGUGGAGGCAGGUGUGGCAGAAAAUGCUGGAGAAGGCCUCUCGCCGGAUGCUGGAUGAUGAACUAACCGCUAGUUUGUCAAUACAGAGUGAGACAUUCGCCUACAACAACAACCAGUCGAGUACAACCAGUGAGCAGGAGUCUAAUUCCACCUAUGAGCGCAUCUUCCCCCUCGGUCCUGACUACCAGGAGCCGUCACGCCUCAUUUGUAAGCUGCCAGAGUUUGCUCAGAGCUCAGAGGAGCCUGCUUCUACCAGCACAGCAGCUUCUAAAUCCACCACAACUACUGUAGCCCAAGAUGGGGUCCCUCACUACGCAGAGGCGGACAUUGUAAACCUGCAAGGUGUGACUGGAAGCAACACAUACGCCAUUCCUGCAGUUACUAUGGACCUGUUGUCAGGGAAGGAUGUAGUAGUGGAGGAAUUCCCACGAAAGUUGCUUACGUUCAAGGAGAAGCUGGGAGAGGGCCAGUUUGGAGAGGUGCACCUGUGCGAAGCAGAGGGAAUGCAGGAGUUCAUGAAUAAAGAGUUUUUAUUUGACAUCCCCGAGGAGCAGCCAGUUUUAGUGGCUGUGAAGAUGCUUCGUUCAGAUGCCAACAAAAAUGCAAGGAAUGACUUCCUGAAAGAGAUAAAGAUCAUGUCACGUUUGAAGGACCCCAACAUCAUUCGCCUGCUAGCUGUGUGCAUCUAUAGCGACCCUCUCUGUAUGAUCACAGAGUACAUGGAGAACGGAGAUCUUAACCAGUUCCUGUCCCGCCACGAACCAGAGGGACAACUUGCUCUGCUCAGCAAUACACCUACUGUCAGCUUCAAUAAUCUGUGCUACAUGGCUGCUCAGAUAGCAUCGGGGAUGAAGUACCUCUCCUCUCUAAACUUUGUUCAUCGAGACUUGGCCACGCGGAAUUGCCUGGUGGGCAAGAACUACACAAUAAAGAUAGCUGACUUUGGCAUGAGCAGAAACCUGUACAGCGGGGACUACUACCGCAUCCAAGGCAGAGCGGUACUGCCAAUACGCUGGAUGUCCUGGGAGAGCAUCCUGCUGGGUAAGUUCACCACAGCGAGCGACGUGUGGGCCUUUGCGGUGACACUGUGGGAAAUACUAAACUUCUGCAAGGAGCAGCCCUACUCUCAGCUCACUGACGAGCAGGUGAUAGAAAACACAGGGGAGUUUUUCAGGGACCAGAAAAGACAGAUCUACCUGCCUCAGCCUGUGCUGUGUCCAGACUCGCUCUACAAGAUCAUGCUGAGCUGCUGGAGGAGGAACACAAAGGAACGGCCCUCCUUCCAGGAAAUACACCGAGCCCUCCUGGAAUAACAGCCUUAAUCUGGGGUUGUGUUUAAGACAGUGAUUCCCAGUCUGCUCAUCUCUGAAAGGAUAUGGUGCAUGACAAGAGUACACCAUGAUUCAGACACAAUCCAGGUUUAAGCUAUCCUGUUUCAGCAGAGAAACAGGGUGAGAGCCAUCUGUGGGCUCCAGGCUACAAUUUGGGAAACACUGUUUCAUGGACUUGCACUCUAGAAAGAUGGACUACCAGAGACUUUUGUGUGUCAGUUUGAAUUUAACUCGCACAAUCACGUUGGCCAAGAUGUUUUAUAGACAUACAGGUAUUCUUAGAAAACUCUACUCUGUUUUUAAAGUACACCAAAAACACACACAGAAACUUGAUUAAGGUUUGGUUGUGACGUGAUGAGGAAGCCAAAGUUAAAUGUAGCAAGUGACUUCGGCACUUUUGAAAAUGUAUUUUAAUUUCUUUUUUUAAUAUGAAUUCAAAUUUCCCAUGUUACAGUGUUUGAUAACACUUUCUUGUGUUUUCUGUUGGAAGACUGCUUGAAUGUAGAGAAGUGCAGCAAAGCAUUACUGUCACAUUUCAUUGUGAAAGUGUUUCAUCUCAUUUAGAAUGACAAGGAAAUAUCAAGUAACUCAGUCUUUCUCAUCUCCCUGCAGUUUUCCUACGGUGAUUUGAACAUGAAGUGUAUAUGACUGUGUAUUUUCAAUAGAUAAGUCUAAAUCUCAAAUAGCAGUAUUUUGUAUUAAUAUUUAUAUGUUCAUAUGUGUUUUUUCUGUUUAUGUUCUGUUGAUAUAUUUGUGGAUUAAUAUGCUCUUUAAGUUGUUUGGAGUAUCAUAUUUGAUUUGAUUUUCAGUAACUUUCCUGCUCACAUGUUGGAUCUAAAAACGGCCUUACGAAUAAUUAUUUUGUUUCCUACUGCAAGCUGUUAUUGUCUUGCAUUGAUCACAAACUACUAUCAGCAGCAAACUCUUUGAUAACUGAUGAGAUGUUGCAAGAUGUUUUAUCAGUAAUGCAGGCUGUGCAAUGUUUGUGUUUACAGUCAGCAUCAGUGAAAAGAUGUUACAGAAUGUGUUGUGAACAGAUUAAUGUAUAUAUGCUUAUAGUUCGUCUCAGUUGACAAAGAAAGUCUAAAAUGCCUUUGAAUUCAGGAAUGUAGAGGAAAUGUGUUUAAUUGGAACAUCUGACUGCUUCAGAUUAGUCUAUAUUAGCUCAUGAAAACUAUCAAACACAGCUAAUCACCCAUCUAAAGGUUCAAAUUAUUUAGUUAGUUUGCUCUUUCUUUUAUUGUAUUGUAUUGUAUGCUGGAUUCUUCUUCUUUUCUUGCAUAAUUCUGUGUAUAGUUCUCUGUUAGCUUGGACUUCAUACCGCAUACCACUGUUUCAGCCAGUUCAGCUGUAUUUACAGGCUGUAUCCUCUUAAUAGAGGCCCUUGUCCCACUUACGUCAUCCUUAUCUUUCUGUGUUUUGCAAGCGAGUGCGAGUACAAGCUGUAAAGUAUAAUAUUCAGUUUGGAGACAGAUUUGUGAAGCAUGUGGUGAUUCCCAUCAGAUAUAGAAACCUUUUUCACACCAUUUACAAUCUUCUCAGUGUUAUUAAUGAAUCAGAGGCAGAUGUAUAGCUGUAAAAAAAAAAAAAAAAAGUGUAAUGGCAUCCUGAUAAAUCUCAUGAUUAGUUUUAUUACAUAUUUGUACUCAAAUGUUUGUUUUUCUGUGAGAAUGUUUUAUAUACGUUGGAAACAAAAGUUGUACAUUGAUAGACCAAAUACAAAUAAAAUUUUAAAAGAGGAAUUGUA
This is a messenger RNA of Morone saxatilis (striped sea-bass), 3882 nucleotides long. RefSeq names its product discoidin domain receptor tyrosine kinase 2a (gene ddr2a). The record is from RefSeq and is a predicted model, not a curated record. Gene Ontology annotation, biological process: multicellular organism development; cell surface receptor protein tyrosine kinase signaling pathway; positive regulation of kinase activity. Lineage: Eukaryota; Metazoa; Chordata; Actinopteri; Moronidae. Gene Ontology annotation, cellular component: membrane; signaling receptor complex. Gene Ontology annotation, molecular function: protein tyrosine kinase collagen receptor activity; ATP binding; collagen binding.